UCCAGUUAUGUACACUCGAGGAUACACUACCGAACUCAACUCUUGCAACUUUGCGCCCACUGAUUUUCUUUUGAGUUUUCAUCUGAAUAUCUGUCAGUUAUAAAUUAUACUUCAACUUAUUUUAGGUUAUUUAUUCAUAGGUUACAAAACGAUUAAAAUAAAGUGGAGGGAGGGGAACGAGUCGACUGCCCCUUGCAAAACUAACUUGUGUAAUAUGUGAGGCUUGUACUCCUACCGCGCGCUGUGUAUACGCACUGGAUCUCUCUCACUGACUGGCAACGUGAGACCACUGGCAACAUAACGUUUUUCAUCUCGGAGACAAAAGUAUAUGACCAUGGGGAAAGUGGAUUUAAAAAUCCGUUGUAUUUUCUUUUUCAUCAUCAUCUCAGGCCAGCGGGGAUUUUCAGAGGAAUUUGGAGCACACCAGGGUGCAAAAGGCAUACUUUUACAGAGAGUGAGACGCCAGAGCAAAGCAGCUAAAUCUGUGCUGAAGGUGACAGACUACCAUGUGAGGUGUUCUGUCGUGUCUCGCUACGCCCACACCACAAUCCAAAGCUCUGUGUGGAACCAGCUACCUGUCACCAAGGAGGCAGCCUUUGAGGUGGACCUGCCCUCUGCUGCAUUCAUCUCCAACUUCACCAUCACCUCCAAUGACAAAGUGUACAUCGCCCAGGUGAAGGAGAGGAGUGUCGCCAGGAAGAUGUAUGACGCAGCCAAGAAAAAAGGAAAAACAGCUGGACUUGUUGCCACCAAAGAGAGGGAGAUCGAGAAGUUCCGCGUGGCGGUGAGUGUUCCCUCGGGGACCCGGAUGUCCUUCUCUCUGUCCUACGAGGAGCUGCUGCCCCGCAGGUUGGGUCGCUAUGAACUGACCCUGGGUCUGAGGCCUGGAGGACUGGUCACUAACCUUACCCUGGACGUCAGUAUUGCAGAAAGGACAGGACUCAGCUUCAUCAAGGUCCUCCCGCUGAGGAACAGUCGACUGCUCUACAACACUGUCACAGGUGAGUCUGAGGCUCCAGCCUCCACCCAGGUCCAGCAGAACCCUCGUUGUGCUCGUGUGCACUACAGCCCCAGCCUGCAGCAGCAGAGCAGUGCCUCUUCUAAGACACUCAACGCUGACUACAUCAUCCAGUACGAUGUAGAACUCAGUGACCUCAUUGGGGACAUACAGGUGUUUGAUGGAUACUUUGUCCACUACUUUGCACCUCGUGGGCUUCCUAUUGUCCCCAAGGAUGUCAUCUUUGUCAUUGAUGUCAGUGGCUCCAUGAUUGGCACCAAGAUCAAACAGACAAAGCAGGCGAUGUCCACAAUCCUGGGGGACCUGCGUGAGGAGGACCACUUCAACAUCAUCACUUUCUCAGAUAAGGUCCACACAUGGAGGAAGGGUCGCACAGUGAGGGCCACGCAGAUUAACAUACGAGACGCUAAGGACUUUGUCAAGAGGAUCAUCGCUGAAGGAUGGACCAACAUCAAUGCAGCCCUCCUCUCAGCCGCCCAGCUGGUCAACCCUCCCUCCUCCUCCGGUGGUACCCGCCGGGUCCCUCUGGUCAUCUUCCUGACGGACGGUGAGGCUACCAUCGGCGUGACAUCCGGUGACUUCAUCCUGAGCAACGCUAAGAGCGCCCUGGGAGCCACCUCUCUGUUCGGCCUGGCUUUCGGUGACGACGCCGACUUCCCUUUGCUACGGCGUCUGGCACUGGACAACCGCGGCGUGGCGAGGAUGGUGUACGAGGAUGCGGACGCCGCACUCCAGCUGAAGGGAUUCUACGAUGAGGUGGCCAGCCCGCUACUGUCAGACAUCCAGCUGACCUACAUGGACGACCAGGCCUUUGACGUCACACGCUCCCUCUUCCCUAACUACUUCCAGGGCUCCGAGCUGGUGGUCACUGGGAAGGUCAAGCCAGGGGUCAGGGACCUGAAGGUGUCUCUGACGGCCAGUGGCUCCAAGCAGAAGGUGGAGAAUGAGGUGUUGGUGUCUAAUGGAGAGGGGAAUAGGACAGUGCUCUCUAUGGGCUGCCCUGGGGGCAUGGAUGGGAUCCCCAGCUUUGUACGGCGUCUCUGGGCUUACUUCACUAUCAAAGAGCUGCUGCUGGCCAAACUGAACACCACUGACCCUAACAUACAGAAACUGCUGGGAGAGAAGGCCACCAACCUCUCCCUCAAGUACAACUUUGUCACUCCUGUUACUUCCCUCGUUGUAGUUAAGCCUGAUGCCGAUGAAAUUCCUACCUCAGCGUCAACUACAACGGUUCGACCCACCACCACCACAGAAAACGCCACCAUGUCUGCUGCUGAUGCCAACCAACCUCAGGUCACCACACACCUAUACAGUCUUAAGUAUGUCCCCCCUACUCCAGCUCCACAGGGCAGUAACACAGACACAGACCCAGAUGUGGACCAGAUUGCCACCUUUGUCUCUGCCACGUUUUCCCCCAUGCCAGGCGUUACAGACGGACCGAAACUGUGGGAGGCUGCAGGACUAUUGGAUGUCUCUACUUCCAUUCAGCUCCAGAGAAAAGAUAUGGAGGUGGUUAAAGAUUAUGAUGCAACCUACGACAAUGACCUUGACUAUGACUCCUGGGAUGAAUCAGCAUCAAAUCCUUGGCCGCCCCCCCCCUCCAGACUGAGCUCUGUCAGAGUCUUCUCCUCUUCUGUUGAUGGAGACCCUCACUUUGUGGUCCAGCUCCCUAAACUGAAACAGAAUCUGUGUUUCACGGUGGACGGCAGGGCCAACGAUGUACUGAGACUGCUGGAAGACUCCGAGAGAGGUAUCACGGUGGAUGGUCAUUUGAUGUGGGCUCCAUCCAAACAAGACGUCGAAGACCGUUCCCGUACAUACUUUGACCAGAUAACCAUCUCCACCAGGGGCGGGACAGGUGUGCUGGGCGCCAUAAUGAUCACCCUCUCAUUGGAUGCUGUGGUGGUGGAGGGGGAGGGGCGGGACACCCUACACACCAAUCAGGAGGGAUCUGUGACAAGGCAGGGUGUGAUGGUUUCCAUGGAAAGCAGAGAUGACUUCCAUCAGAGCUGUUGGAUCGAGCUGACGAAGGACAUUUGUUUCCUGGUUCUCUUCCACCACUACAGACACCCCAGCUACCUGCAGAUGGCACACCUCGGAUUCUACAUCACUGACGGACAGGGCCUCUCUCUUUCAACCAAAGGCCUACUGGGCCAGUUCCAGCAUGCUGACAUGCGUGUCACGCUGAUGAAGGACCCUCGUGACACACUGCGUCGGCCCAGUAAAGAGGGGGUGCUGAGGUGGGGGGUGAUACACAUGCCCGUCACCCUACAGAACAAGACCCUGAAGGACACAGUGAGGAAAUGUCACCUGGGAAGUUGUUGGGUCGUGCCCAAGGCGCAGGUGGAGAGACUGCUGGGGCAUCCCUACCAGAGCUAUGUGGUGGAUCACCUGUAAAUACUCACUGGCUCUUUUCAAAUCCAAAACCCAUCCUAGCACACUAGUUAGAAUACUAUACAUGCCUAAUGCAUUGCUUUAUAUUAAGUGGUUUGGAGAUUGGAACCGGACACUCAUCUAGCUAUCCCCUUCACCUCAAAGCUGGGUAGCUCAGGCCAUGGGAAACUCUGUAAGGACAAACAGCACUGGGACAAAGGGUGCUGCUGGCUAGCCUUCAAUACCAAUGUCACAUAGUGAGUUAUUACUCUCUGAGAGCACCGGUGGCAGUGUGCAUGAAUGCAUAUUCAUGAUUAUGAGAGGAAAAAGAGAGCCAAUUACGAGACAGAGAAAAGAGAGGGCAAAAGAGAAAAUGUGAGAGACUGAUACAAAGAGAAAAAUAGUGAGAGACCGAGGGAGAGUCCAGUAAGUAUGAUGAGGUAAUUCACACAGGUGUCAGACAUGAAUAAAUAAAGGAUAUGGGAUGAUGUCAUUGCACCACUCCUUUCUGAAACAACAAGAGUGACAGACUUCUCCUUCUGCAGUUAACAUUGCAACAGUAAGAUCUUAAUUUUCUGUAUACUUCGGCAGACAAAUGCUGCUUGAUCUUCACAUACAGCUCAUUCCAAUCUCUCCUUCACGCAAAUCAUGUUUCAUAAGUACUUUUAUAAUUCCAAUGUUAUAACAAAUAUAUUAGAUGAUGUGAGCAAUGUGGAAUUUUUUUAAGUGUCAGGGUUGUGUAUAUACAGUAUGUAUAUUCCUAAAAUGACUAAAUAUUAUAAAUUGUC
This is a messenger RNA of Oncorhynchus keta (chum salmon), 4179 nucleotides long. Its product is annotated as inter-alpha-trypsin inhibitor heavy chain H6-like. The record is from RefSeq and is a predicted model, not a curated record. Gene Ontology annotation, biological process: hyaluronan metabolic process. Gene Ontology annotation, molecular function: serine-type endopeptidase inhibitor activity. Bases 329 to 3415 code for a protein of 1028 amino acids. Lineage: Eukaryota; Metazoa; Chordata; Actinopteri; Salmoniformes; Salmonidae. The transcript has 19 exons.